Marchantia polymorpha subsp. ruderalis is the source of this 2994-nucleotide messenger RNA. The record is from the annotation of a GenBank genome assembly. NCBI's taxonomy places the organism in Eukaryota, Viridiplantae, Streptophyta, Marchantiopsida, Marchantiales, Marchantiaceae.
CAAAAAUUGAAGCAAGGGCGCACGGGGGAAGGGGUUUUGUGGGCCUAGAUCCUCUCCUACAGUCGUAGCGCCUUUGCGUGAGCAAUUCGGGAAGCUGCUCGAGAAGGAGCUAGACGAGCCGAGUGUGACACCCGCAGACUCGAAGACCAACCACGCAAACGCCUCGCAAGUCCUCGCCGGCCCGAGCCCAGCCGGUCUCGGUCACCACAUCACCCGGUUGCGCAAAAAGGCCCAACCAUCAAAUGCUCUACAGAUUCCGGCGGCCGGCGAUGGAUCGAUCGAUCUCGUCGUGGGAGGAGCUCGGAGCUUGACCGGCUGGGCCGGGCUCCGGGCCCAAUGAGAGAGACCGGGGAGACACGGAACCUUCGCUUCCGCUCUCGUCGUAGUGCUGGGGGUGCUACCGAGCGUUUCGUCGGAGUGGGGAGGGGGAGUUGACCGGGUGUCGAGAUCGGACGGGAAGGGGGCGAUUAAAUUUUCAUGUCGGAUGGAUUGAUUUGAGAGAGGAGGAAUGUAAUAGUGGACGAAUGCAGAGAGGUGGGUGGCGGAGGGAGGAGGGAGGAGGGGGUAGAGUGAGAAUGGGCAGCUGAAGAGGGAUUAGUGGGAGUAGUGGGAGGAGGAGUAGCAGUUUGCGAGAAGAGGUGGUCGUUCAUGGACUUUUGAAGGAGUGAAGAGUCACGACAAAUUGUUAUCCAAAAGCUCGGAGAUUCGUCUCGUGUCACGGCCCUUCAAGCGCAGCCACUGCUGGUACAGGGGAAGCAUAGAAGACAAGGGUGAAGACCUCGGGCUCCUGUUCCGAUGCCAGCGCAGCAGUGCGUGUGUGGAGCGUGUGCUUCUUCCCCAGAAGCCUCCCGAGCUCGCCUCCGAAUCCCACUCUUUGGUUUCAAGUUUAUUCGGUUCCAUUGAAUCUAGCCACUCAAUCCCACGCAGACACAUAGAGCGAGCGAGAGCGAGAGCGCGAGAGAAAGAGUAAGAGAAAGAGAGAAAGGGAGAGACCCCUAGGGGCUAGAAGAAAUCAGUUCGUCUGAGUCCUCGGUCGUUUCUCGGUCUCUGACCGCACUUCUUCCCCGACGCCGAGGCACCUCCUUUCGGAACGAGAUAAAGAGCUCGAGGUCUCGGAGUCUCGCAGUUCUCAAGCUGCUCCAGCUGCGCGUGCUCCAGGACCGAACCGAUUCCCCACCCCGUGAUCUGUCGAUUCUGCUGAUCCGCCUGCUGAAUUUUGGUCUCAGAGACAGCAUCUCAGGCGUCUGAUCUGCUCCGCCUCCGCUCCGCUCUUCUCCACUCGGCUCUGCUCCGUCGGGAUGGCGCUGCGACUCCCCGUUCACCCGGCGGUGGGCGCCAGUCUCAAGCUGAAUCAGCGCGCCUCCGCGCUCUCUGGUGACAGUCACCGGCUGGCGAAGCUGGGCGGCCUGAACAAGGCGAGCGGCAAUGGGCUGAGGAAGGAGUUCUUCGGCUCCCACCCGAUGGAGCCCGCGGUCCGUCCGUCCGCCAGCACCGCGCCUCCGGCGACGGCCGCUGCCCCCGUCGCCGCUCCAGUGGCGCAGGAAAAUUGGGACGAGCUCAACAAGUCGCUGGAGGGAGCUUCCCCGUUCGAGAUUAUGCAGAAGGCCCUGACCAUGUUCGGCAACGACAUUGCCAUCGCCUUCAGUGGAGCAGAGGAUGUCGCGCUCAUCGAGUACGCACAUCUCACAGGGCUGCCGUACCGAGUGUUCAGUCUGGAAACCGGAAGGCUGAACCCCGAGACCUACCGCUUGUUCGACGAGGUGGAGAAAAAGUAUAACAUCCAUAUCGAGUACAUGUUCCCCGACGCGUCGGAGGUUGAAGCUCUCGUCAGAGCGAAGGGACUCUUCUCCUUCUACCAGGACGGUCACCAGGAGUGCUGCAGAGUUCGCAAGGUCAGACCUCUCAGGCGAGCGCUCAAAGGACUCCGAGCCUGGAUCACCGGACAGCGACGUGAUCAGUCCCCUGGCACCAGGGCCAACGUCCCCGUCGUCCAGGUCGAUCCUGCAUUCGAGGGUCUCGAUGGAGGUCCUGGAAGUCUCAUCAAGUUCAACCCCCUCACUGCCGCGACCGGUGCAGAAGUGUGGAAUUUCUUGCGAACGAUGAACGUCCCCAUCAAUGCUCUCCACUCGCAGGGUUACGUCUCCAUCGGCUGUGAACCUUGCACAAGACCUGUCCUCCCAGGCCAGCACGAGCGAGAAGGUCGAUGGUGGUGGGAAGACGCCACCGCUAAGGAAUGCGGUCUGCACAAGGGCAAUCUGAACGAGCAGCAAACGACAGAGAGUGGCAUCGGAGCUGCCGUCGAAGUACAAGAUAUCUUCACGGGCAAGAACGUCACUGCUCUGAGCAGGGAAGAAAUCGAAAGGGCCACCGCGGAGCCAAGGGACAAAGCAGGUCUUGUGGUUCUGUAUGCUCCAUGGUGCCAGUACUCUCAGGCCAUGGAUGAAGCCUUCAACCAAGUGGCCGACACUCUCGAACACUCUCCAGUUCUUGUUGGGAAGUUCAGGGCCGAUGGAGACCAAAAAGCCUACGCUCAGCAGAAUUUGCAGCUUGUAACCUUCCCGACUAUUCUUUUCUUCCCGAGGGGAACCAGGGCGGUUGUCAAGUACCCCUCGGAACGUAGGGACGUGGACUCUCUCCUGGCCUUCGUAAAAUCCUUCCAAUAGCUAGUAAUCCCCGAGCUGUAAAAUAGCCCGUCGAGCGAUAUAUUAUUGACUGUAGGAAUGGAAGUGCCGUCAGCACUUGGUUAGCUUGAUACAUUAUCACAUUGCACAACCUGCAGAGGCGGAUCUGCCUAGAGCCCGAAUUAGAGUUAUAGAUUCCUGUUUUGUUACACCGUCAAAUUUUGACUGAGAGAUUGACGGCUAAGAAAAAGUUUUAGCGGAGAAAUGAUUGCGCAUCAGAUAUUCUGUCUCGCUGUCUAGAUUUCAGUCACUGCGAGGUUGGCGGUCUUGUUCCUAUUCCAGUUUUAUAAAUGUUAAGGUGGUCUUCUGUGUC